AUAACCGACCUACUAGCCGAGCACUUAUCGACUUUUAAGACUUGCUCUCAAAGUCAAAAGAUUGUCAAAACAAAUCAAUCUGGCUGUGUGGGAUAGAAAAUGCACAGUUCGCGUUACUUUACAAACAGAUACAAAGACUACGAUGGGAAUUUAGGAAGUUGUGAUUACGUGCGCAAUCUAAUUCCAGAGAUUUUGCAAAAGAUCUCGAAAAAUUGCCCUCCAAAUUCGCGGUCAAAUCGUGAUGGCGGAUUGUAUGUUGGUCCCGCGGGAGUCGCUUAUGCCUUUUACCACGUAGCUACAAGUGGUUUGUUCGAUGAACAGAGAGAGAAACUCUUAAAUACGGCAUGGGAAUAUAUUCAGGUGUCUGUGCAGGAUUCAGAGCGUACAAACCCGCGCAGUCAGGGGGGGAUCGGUGCGUCAUUUUUGCUUGGUCACGUGGGAGUGUAUACCGUAGCAGCUCUCAUCUCACAUGCCCUCGGUCACACCAAGGAGCGUGAUGCCUCUAUCGCCAAAGUGCUACAAUACCACGAGAUCUGCAAACCCUUGGACUUCUUCAAGCCCGGUUCAGACGAGUUGUUUGUCGGUCGAGCGGGAUACCUGUGUGCUUCGCUCAAACUUAACCAGGCCUUUUGCUCCCAGGUUAUCCCAGACGCCAUAACUGCCCCAUUAUUCGACGCAACAAUUCAGUCAGGACGGUACUAUGCACAGCGCCAUCGGUCCGCAAGUUCACUUAUGUAUGCUUACUACGACAAGGAAUAUCUAGGCGCGGGCCAUGGUCUGUCCUCUAUACUACAAAUGCUGCUUUCCUUCCCACAAUUCUUAACGAGCAGACCGGAAGUCGAGAGCACAUUGCGCGAAGCAGUAGAAUUUGUUUUGCGCUGCGAGAGAAAUGGCGACUAUCCGCCGGUACCAGGCGAGUCGCACAUGCUGGUACACUGGUGUCACGGUGCUCCCGGGGUAGUCUACCUUUUCGCCAAGGCGUUCCUCGUAUGGAAAGACCAGCGAUACUUACAGGCGGCUUUACGGUGCGGCGAAGUGGUCUGGGAACGAGGGCUACUGCGCAAGGGGCCUGGCAUCUGUCACGGAGUUGCAGGUAACGGCUAUGUCUUCCUGCUUUUAUACCGACUUACACGUGACCCGAAGUACCUCUACCGCUCGUACCAGUUCUCCGACUUCAUGCAGACGGCUGAGUUUACACAGGGAGCCCGCACGCCCGAUUGUCCUUACAGUCUAUUUGAAGGGCUUGCUGGGACUAUUUGCUUCUACGCAGAUCUGAUGCGUCCGGACAAAGCCUCUUUCCCUUUCUUUGAUGUCUGCGCUUGAAAACCUAGGUGAAUGUUUUUGGCUCAAUGAUCACGUGAUAGAAGGAGCCGAUUGAGACCUAGCAGAAAUGGAAAACUGUUUUAAACAUACAAUGAUUUAAGUAUGAAAGGCAGGAUAAAUAGGCUACGCAGACCUCUUAGAUAUUCUACAGCUUGUCUGUAGUUUUUCUAGUCAUAGCAAAGAUGGAUAGAUAGAUAUACUGAAGUAUGACAAACAGCAGGAAAAAAAUAAAGGAAUUAAUAUGUUAGUUAAAUUCGGAUAAAUUUGCAUUUGAUUGUGGCGCAUAAUGCAAUAUUGGAACUACCGGGCAAUUUUUGUUUGAGCAUUCCUGUUACGCCGCAAAAUGUAAUAACCAAUGGGGGAAUCUUGAUACAACGCAAAAUGUAACUCCUUAACGGAAAAUGUAAACUUUUCAACGCAAAAUGUGAUAAAAUAUUUAACGCGAAAUGUAAGAAUGUAUGAAUAGAAUCAAAUAAUUACUAUAAACCGGUAGCUAACGGCUGUUAAAAAGAGACAAAACGGUACCAUAUAAUGAUCAAGUAAAGGUUUUGAAGAAUG
This is a messenger RNA of Nematostella vectensis (starlet sea anemone), 1881 nucleotides long. RefSeq names its product lanC-like protein 3. Gene Ontology annotation, biological process: peptide modification; carbohydrate metabolic process. Bases 100 to 1323 code for a protein of 407 amino acids. The transcript is spliced from 6 exons. Gene Ontology annotation, cellular component: plasma membrane. The record is from RefSeq and is a predicted model, not a curated record. NCBI's taxonomy places the organism in Eukaryota, Metazoa, Cnidaria, Anthozoa, Actiniaria, Edwardsiidae.